CCUCCUGGGAGCCGUAGUCCGAGGAGCGCCAUGCCAGGCCUGCUGCUGCCGCUGCUGCUGCUGCUCUCCGCGGCGGCCGCGGCGCGGGCGGCCGGCGGCGGGCUGUACUCGCGGGAGGCCAACGAGGCCGCCGCCGCGCCGCCCGCCGAGUUCCGCCUGGUGCGCCUGAACCAGCUGUGGGAGAAGGCCCAGCGGGUUGGGCUCCCGGCCGUGCGCCUGGCCGAGCUGCACAGCGACCUGCGCCUGCAGGAGAAGGACGAGCUGAGCUGGAAGAAGCUGAAGGCGGCGGGGCUGGACGAGGACGGCGAGCGGGAGGCCCGCCUGAGGCGCCGCCUGGACGUAAUUAUGGUGAAAUAUGGCAUAAAUGGAAAGAAAGAUGCACAGCAGUGGGGCACCAACUACAUCAAAGCGGGCUUUGCCAAUGAUGAUCUUGAUGACCCCCGGCUGGAGAAGCUAUGGAACAAGGCCAAAACCUCUGGGAAGUUCUCAGAUGAAGAACUGGAGAAGUUGUGGAGGGAAUUCCAGCACCACAAAGAGAAAGUCCAUGAAUAUAAUAUUCUGCUGGAGGCUGUGAGUCGGACAGAAGAUGUCCACAAGAACAUGAUCAACCCAGUGGAAGAGGAGAGUGCAGCCAAGAAGGAGCAGCUACACCGCAAGCACUCGGAGCUCAAAGAGAAGCUCUACAGCAUUAACCAAGGCUUUGAGCGCCUGCGCAAAGUCAGCCACCAGGGUUACGAUUCCACCAGCGAAUUUGAAGAACCCCGUGUGAUUGACUUGUGGGAUAUGGCUAAAUCAACUAAUUUUACAGAGAAAGAACUUGAAUCCCUUCGGGAAGAAUUGAAACAUUUUGAAGCCAAAGUUGAAAAGCACCACCAUUAUCAGAAACAACUGGAGAUCUCCCACGAGAAACUGAAGCAUGUGGAAGGAACAGGAGACAAAGAGCAUCUCAGCAGAAACAAGGAGAAAUACUCCAUGCUGGAAGAGAAGACAAAAGAGCUGGGAUACAAGGUCAAGAAACACUUGCAAGAUUUAUCCAGCAGAAUUUCUAGAGGCCUUCAGCACAAUGAACUCUGAAGCUUCCACUGCUUUGCAUACUGGUCAGAAUUCAGUACUGAAAUGUACAUAUUAUUUGAUGUUCUGAUUGUCAGGUCUUCACUGACCAUUUGUUUUUUCCCCAGUAAUGUUUGUUUCAGUUCCUGAUCCCACCCUAUUGCGCCCUUUCAUAGCAGCAGACUUACAAAGUGCGCCAUGAUUUCUUGCUAUGUGGGCUUAAGGGCACUAAAACAGCAGCUUCUGAAUGCAAAACCAUGUUCAAGAUGAGAAUUCCUUGAGAGAAAUGAGGUGGUUGCUGGAAUGCAUGUGCCAGGUUUAGUAUUCUUGCUCCAGGGUUAACCUCCGGUGUUAAUAAACAUUAGGAUGUCACUGCAGCACUCGCACGCAUUGAGGUUGGAAGCCUUUGUUGCUGAUGCGCCAUGCAUUGUUCUGUGGGCUUCCUCUCAACGCCAUGGCUUUCUGACAUGCCACUUAAAGAGCGGAAGGGGAGGGGGCCCCCACUUUGUCUUACGCUGCUGAUGCCAGCAGGGGUGGGUGGUCCUGCUCAGACUGGGGUAAUCCCGGCACAAAGGGAAGCGGGUGGCUCUGAACAGGAAGCAAAGCUGGAGGAAUGCAGUGGACUUGACAGGCAUGCUAGGCUUUUAAUGAUUUAAAUAGUGCCACCCUGAUUUUGGUUGACUUGUGGUCCAGGGUCUAAAAACAAGUUCAAGUAAGGAAAUGCUUAUGAUCAUUGCAUAAAUGUACUCAUGCCACA
Molecule: messenger RNA, 1807 nt
Organism: Candoia aspera
Lineage: Eukaryota; Metazoa; Chordata; Lepidosauria; Squamata; Candoiidae
Gene: LRPAP1
Product: LDL receptor related protein associated protein 1
Exons: 8
Coding region: 31-1074 (347 amino acids)
Biological process (GO): negative regulation of receptor internalization; negative regulation of very-low-density lipoprotein particle clearance
Cellular component (GO): endoplasmic reticulum-Golgi intermediate compartment; plasma membrane; cis-Golgi network
Molecular function (GO): low-density lipoprotein particle receptor binding; lipase binding; heparin binding
Source: RefSeq, a predicted model, not a curated record